Phlebotomus papatasi is the source of this 2462-nucleotide messenger RNA. RefSeq names its product paraplegin (gene Spg7). The coding region runs from base 73 to 2385 and encodes 770 amino acids. Gene Ontology annotation, molecular function: ATP hydrolysis activity; metalloendopeptidase activity; ATP-dependent peptidase activity. The record is from RefSeq and is a predicted model, not a curated record. NCBI's taxonomy places the organism in Eukaryota, Metazoa, Arthropoda, Insecta, Diptera, Psychodidae. The transcript has 4 exons. Gene Ontology annotation, cellular component: m-AAA complex; membrane. Gene Ontology annotation, biological process: mitochondrial protein processing; protein-containing complex assembly.
ACUGCAAGCGCCACUGUCGGUUAGCUGUCAAGAAAUGUCCGAUUUGUUGUGAAAUUUUUUAGCUGAAUUACAAUGCAAAUUCUUGGGUUUUGUAGGAAGUUAGCUUAUUCUCAGCUACACAGAUUCACAGUGCGGAGUCUAGUGAGUCAGGAUGUGAAGAAUCUCGCGAGUGUCAGUGCGAUUUUAACGAGAAAUCCGAGUUUGCAGUGUCGGAAAAAGGAAAAUGCAGUCCGGGAGGAGAUUAGAGCAAUUGUGGGGCUCCUGGAGAGGUCUACGGGUAUAAACCAGGGGGAUAUUGUUAGAUGGUUCCGCUCAAAUGGGCAGAAUCUGCAGAAGGAGAGAGGUUCAGGGAGUUCUGGGAAUUCAGGGAAUUCCGGGAGUUCAGGAAGUGGUGGGAAUGAGGGCGAUGGCCCAAAGAAGGGGAAUGACAAUGAAGAAAAGAUGAUGUCAGUGUUGAUGAAGACAGCCCUGUGGAUAACGACGAUUUAUAUCUUUAUAACCGUGCUGACAAUGGCAGCUCCGGGGAGAGAUCGUCCGGAAACUGGAACCAGAUACGUGUCAUGGAAUGAAUUUGUACAUCAUAUGAUAGCUGCUGGGGAAGUUAAAGAGUUAAUUGUGCGCCCUGACCUCGAGAUGGUCACGAUAAUCCUCCACGAUGGGGCAAUUAUCAAGGGCAGAAGGGCGAUCAGUAAUGUGUUUCACAUGGCCAUUGCUGAUGCUGCCAAGUUUGAAGAGAAGCUCAGGGAUGUAGAGAAGCGUCUGGGGAUCAGGGAGGGAGUAACGGUGACAUUUGAUAGGAAUAGUGACUUGGGAGGGAGGCUUUUCUUCAUGUUUGUCGUGGCCAUGAUUGCCUUGUCUUUCCUGAGUCGAAUGCGCGGUGGGAAGUCUCCGAUUAGCAUGGAUUCCUUCACUCAGAUGGGCAGGGCAAAGUUCACCCUGAUAGAUCCGGUGAGUGAGGGGAAGGGAGUUCUCUUUAAAGAUGUUGCUGGGCUUCAGGAAGCCAAGCAGGAAGUGGCAGAAUUUGUGGAUUAUCUAAAGAAUCCGCAGAGAUAUCAAUCCCUGGGAGCCAAAGUGCCCAAGGGAGCGCUCCUUUUGGGGCCUCCGGGCUGUGGAAAAACCCUCCUGGCCAAGGCUGUGGCCACGGAAUCCCAAGUUCCCUUCCUCAGCAUGAACGGAUCCGAGUUUAUCGAGAUGAUUGGCGGUCUGGGGGCAGCUAGAGUCCGGGAUCUCUUCAAGGAGGGCAAGAAGCGUGCUCCCUGUAUCAUCUACAUCGAUGAGAUUGAUGCCAUUGGGCGUCAGAGAGCCGGAGCCGGAGGCAUGGGACAAUUCAGUUCCGGCGAAUCCGAUCAGACUCUCAAUCAGCUUCUGGUGGAAAUGGACGGAAUGGCAUCCAAGGAAGGUGUCCUCAUGCUCGCCUCCACCAAUCGAGCUGACAUCCUGGACAAGGCUCUCCUCCGACCCGGACGCUUUGACCGUCACAUUCUCAUUGACCUUCCAAAUCUCGCAGAAAGAAAAGACAUUUUCGAGAAGCAUCUGUCAGGCAUAAAACUCCAACAAUCCCCGGAAAAAUAUUCCCAUCGUCUCGCCACCCUGACUCCCGGAUUCUCCGGCGCUGACAUUGCCAAUGUCUGCAACGAGGCUGCCCUUCAUGCGGCCAGAACCAGCCAGAGCUUGGUCAUGGAGAAGGAUCUGGAGUACGCAGUGGAGAGACUCGUAGGCGGAACGGAGAAGAGAUCUCAUGCUCUCACUCCCACGGAACGCAGAGUCAUUGCCUUCCACGAAUCCGGUCAUGCUCUCGUCGGAUGGCUCCUGCCCAAUUCGGACGUCCUGCUGAAGGUGACCAUCGUGCCCAGGACGAGUCUGGCUCUGGGAUUUGCCCAGUACACUCCCAGUGAGCAGAAACUCUUCACGAGGGAGCAGCUCUUUGACAAGAUGUGCAUGGCUUUGGGCGGGAGGGUAGCUGAGCAUCUGAUCUUCAAGAGAAUCACAACAGGAGCGCAGAAUGAUCUUGAGAAAGUGACCAAGAUCGCCCAUGCGCAAAUCACGAAGUUCGGCAUGAACGACAAGAUUGGCCCGAUGUGCAUACCGGAGAAUGAAGAGGACAGCAUGUCAUCGGAAAAGCCCUAUUCUCGCAUGUUGGGCAACAUAAUUGAUGUGGAAGUGAGAAAUCUCGUCGCCAGUGCAUACAAAAAGACAGAGGAAAUUCUCACGGAGAAUCGGGACAAGUUGACGAAGUUGGCCGAGACGCUGCUGGAGAAGGAGACUCUCAAUUACGAUCAAGUUGUGGCUUUAAUUGGUCCUCCCAAGUACGAAAGUGCCAAGAGAACAAUUGAGCCGGUAGAAUUUGAGGAUUCACUAAAGAAUCUUUCAGCGACUGAGAAGUAAAACAAUUUUCUUAGGAAGAUUUUGAGGUUAUCAUUUGUACAUAGGCGCCAAAAAAUAAAGAUAGAUUAGUGCUGAAA